ACGAUGUGACGAUCCCAACCUCUUUUUUCUUUCUUUUGUGACCAAGUAGGUGACCCGUGUGCUUGUUCUUGUAUAAGGUAAAGCCGUAAUCGGCGACUUGCACAUUGAAUUUAAAUCAUCUACUCUAAUUUAUAAAAAAAAAUAAAAGAUAAAAUGUCGACAAAGGCAGAACUUGCUUGCGUUUACUCCGCACUCAUCCUCGCUGAUGAUGAUGUAGCUGUCACUGGUGAGAAAAUUCAAACAAUUCUCAAAGCAGCGAAUGUUGAUGUUGAGCCUUAUUGGCCAGGACUUUUUGCAAAAGCAUUGGAAGGUAUCAACAUCAAAGAUUUGAUCACCAAGAUCGGAUCUGGCGUUGGAGCAGCUCCAGCAGCUGGUGCACCCGUUGCUGCCGCCGCUGCUUCAGACGCAGCUCCUGCUAAAGAAGCAGAGAAAAAGAAGGAAGAACCUGAAGAAGAGAGUGACGAGGACAUGGGCUUCGGUCUCUUCGAUUAAUAAAAAUGAACAUCGGUAAAUUAUGUAAAAAAAA
This is a messenger RNA of Chelonus insularis, 526 nucleotides long. It is a transcript of the gene RpLP1, whose product is annotated as Ribosomal protein LP1. Gene Ontology annotation, biological process: cytoplasmic translation; translational elongation. The record is from RefSeq and is a predicted model, not a curated record. Bases 154 to 492 code for a protein of 112 amino acids. Lineage: Eukaryota; Metazoa; Arthropoda; Insecta; Hymenoptera; Braconidae. Gene Ontology annotation, cellular component: ribosome; cytosolic large ribosomal subunit. The transcript is spliced from 4 exons. Gene Ontology annotation, molecular function: structural constituent of ribosome; ribonucleoprotein complex binding; protein kinase activator activity.